This is a messenger RNA of Sodiomyces alkalinus F11, 844 nucleotides long. RefSeq lists its product as hypothetical. NCBI's taxonomy places the organism in Eukaryota, Fungi, Ascomycota, Sordariomycetes, Glomerellales, Plectosphaerellaceae. The record is from RefSeq and is a predicted model, not a curated record. The transcript is spliced from 3 exons. The coding region runs from base 254 to 676 and encodes 140 amino acids.
GCCACACACACAGGGCACUGGCACUCUACCUUACUUGCCAACCAAACAACAAACACGCCCAUCAAUCCAUCUCACUCGCUCGCACUUGGGCACCCACGAAACUCAUUCUAUCAGGCCGACUCAGACGACCAUUCUCUACUUCUUCCAACUCGCAACUCGGCCAUCUCGCCUACAUUUGACGUGACACAAUCAGCGUGGGGGCGUUGAACGUGUUGCACUCUUGUCACUCUUCCUGGGCUUGCCCAUUCUCAUCAUGAGCGACACGGGGGCUCAUUCUCAAGACGGCGGCAACGGCCUCAACCAAACAGUCAAGACUCCGGAGCCUAAUCCAGAUCAGCAACUGGCAACUGAACAGCUUCAGGCCAACGGGCCUGGCACGCCGGGUCAUUUUGCAUCUUUCGACUGGGAAGAGUUCGAGGCACGGUACACCAAGGCUCUGGUCGAUGCCGACGGUCACGAACAAGAGCUCAUGAAGCAGUUUGACGAGCUCGUCAAGUAUUUCAAUGUUUGGUCGUCGGCAUCCAGCGCCCAUGAUAGCGAACGAGCCGUCAAGCGCCUACAAACUCGGCAACGAUUUGUCAAUCUUUCCGAACAGACCAUGGCCCAACGCGAACAGCAUAUGACCGAGGUUCUUCGAGCUUUCCAAAGUGCACUUGCGCUUCUAAGCCAAUCCUAGGACCCGAUAUUUGCUCUGCGCUGAACAAACAGCCUUAAUCCAUUCGGAUUCCAUAACCACGUUAUCACCCUCACCCACUCUCUCAAACCGAUGGUCGCGAGUUGUUUUCGUUUGGUAUGGGCGCGGUGCACGUGACCGUGACCCAAGCCUAUGUAAUUACCGUGCACU